CCUUAUCAAAACUCAUUGAGUGAUAAAAAUGAUAAAAUUGUAUACAACCAAGUUAACGUAAAACCGCCACGCGAUCAGUUCCAAACCACCGACUUCAAGACAUUUCCUAAUGUUUUAUUACGCUACAAAAGUGGGGGCAAUACUCCGUAAUACACUGCUGAAAUAAUAAUUAACUGUCGACGUUCUAACAAUAUGUUUCCGAGCAAAAUCCACUCCAUUUAAUGGUGUUACCACAAAAAUACCAUUUUGCAAGAUGAGUGCAAACAUUUACAUGAUGUCGUCGUCGAAACCUCGAGAAUCCCGGAUUCCGGUCGCAUCCCCCGUCCCACUGCGUCGCUCCGGAAGCGUCCGACUCCGGGCGAAAAGUCCGAACCGCAGUGCGAACCUCCAACGUGGGACUUCCUUUAUGGAGAGGGGUGAGCGGUAUGCCAAACAUGGCGCUCCCGGAAUCCCGGAGUCGCCAUCCCGGAGUUUGAGUUUGCAUCGAAUCACCCCCAAUACACCCCCCACAACCCCCGAUGGCCACACUUGUGAUUGGGACAGCGAAAGUCUCACUAGUGUGACCAGUGUGGGGUCAUGUGACCAUGCAAGUGUGGCGAGGAAUGGCACCACAUUCUCCGGGAGGAGCAUGAAGUAUGUUUUUCAUUGUAGUCAACAUUCGGGGGCCACCGGCGAGGAUUAUUUAACCCCCACACAAAGACUCCAUCGACAGGUGAAGAAAUUGAAGAUUUUGUUGCAUCAAGCCAAGAAGGAGCUUGACGAUAAAGACAGUGAUAUUCUGAAGUUGACCAAAGAAGUUGUCGAGUUGAGGUUGUACAAAGCGGCGUUCAAUUCACCGGAAGAUAGGUCCAAUUCCAGUGAUGCCGUCACUGUUAGGGAAAAUACAGACGAACAGAUUACUCCGGAUGUUGAUACCGCUGAUAGGAGUGUUGUGCAGAACGAAAUGACCAAUUCUUACACCGAUUCCGGGCAUUUUGACGACUACAUCAAUUCACCGGUUGCGACAAGAAGUCCGAUGAAACGCAAGAUGGACUUGGCCGACAAGGCCAUAACGGCGGCCCUCGGCGACAAUAACGAACACACCAACCUGAUUCUCGAAUACGAACGCCGACUUCAAGAAUUGGUCAAAACACACGAAGAAGAAACCCACCAAUUGAAACAAAAACACAACGACAAAAUCGAAGAACUUUUAGAAAGAAUCACAGAAAUCAACAAACGCUAUUGGGAACUAGUCCCCGAAUUAGAUUUAGCCAAAUCAAAAAUAAAAGAAUUAGAAUCACAAUUGGAAGACGCGUGCCAAAAACUGGCCCAACAAGAGGAGAAACAAAAGAAGACUUACCUUGAAAUGUACCAAAAAGGGCAAGAAGCGGCGAAUCUAGAGCGCGAAAAUAGGGUCAUAGAAAUUGCCAAACAAGGACCAAGUCGCAUUUCAGUCCCCGAGCUUCUAGAAGAGUUACAAGUGACGAAAAACGAGCUCGAAAACAUCAAGGACUUAGAGUACGCCUCAACUUCUAACAACUUACAGCCUUUACUUAGCGCUAAAGAGGCGCUCUCGUUGUGGGUACUUGGUGCCAGAAAGGCAAUGUACCGACAAUUGAUCGAAGCCAAAAACAAGAGCAAAAUUGAUCCGGAAAUCACCCUCCAAUUCCUCAAAUCCGCCGUUUAUUAUUUUCUCACCGACAAGGAGAACAGUCAGGGUCAUUUGAAAGCCAUUCAGAGUAUUUUAGGCUUCACACCUAACGAAAUUUCUAGUAUAGAUAAGGCUAGGCUGUCCUAAUUUCGACUGUGCCUAAUUAUUACGCACGUUUUCUCUAUGUUACGCACUCUAGAAUUAAAAAAAAAUGGUCCGAUGGAACGUGAUAGCUAUUUUUUCAAGGUUGCCUUUGAGAGAGAUUAGUUGAGUAUUAUUAAUUAGCAAAAUGUUUUAUUGUUAUUGAGUAUAUUCUAAAAAAGGGACUGGUGCAAUCCUGACGUAAUCAGAGCAUUUUACGCGCUUUCUUUUGUUAGAAAAUGACUGUUAUAUUUGUAAGUUUAUUUAUUGGUGUUCAAUCGUUACGAAUAAAGUAUUUAAAU
Messenger RNA from Tribolium madens (black flour beetle), 2073 nucleotides. It is a transcript of the gene qtc, whose product is annotated as myosin-11. The coding region runs from base 254 to 1777 and encodes 507 amino acids. NCBI's taxonomy places the organism in Eukaryota, Metazoa, Arthropoda, Insecta, Coleoptera, Tenebrionidae. The transcript has 7 exons. The record is from RefSeq and is a predicted model, not a curated record.